CUCACCAUUUCUAUUCUUCUAACAAAUUCGUCAGACAUGGCAUCGAUUACUUUUUGGCUACUCAUUUUGUUUCUUCGGAGAUCUGUGCAGAUGGUUAAACGUGAGAUCACUGAUGAUAACUGUGCUCAAGAUGCUGGCUUAAAUACAGUGAAAAUCUAACAAACAUGCCUAUUUUUUUUUUCACUGAUACUGAAUCAUACGAUUUUGUUUGGAAAACAUCCUACGCACAUCAGCAGAUCACAUGGAGAAUAACGAUGAUGACAAUCCUCCUGCUGACCUUAAAUAGAUACUAUAUUUUGUUUGGAUAAACAUGCACAUCUGCAGAAAAAUCUAAUUUUUCCCUUGAUAUGGAGAAUGACGUAGAUGAUGAUUACCGUCGUCGUCCUCGUCCUGACAUUGGAUAUCAAUUUUGUUUGGAAAAACAUGCACACAUCCAGAAAAAUCUAAUUUUUCCCUUGAUAUGGAGAAUGACGUAGAUGAUGAUUACCGUCGUCGUCCUUCUCCUGACAUUGGGUAUCAUGCAAUUCUGGAAUCCUACGAUUUUGUUUGAUCAUAACAUCCAUCUUACAUUUCUAUGCAGUUGAUAUGGAUGAUUUUUUCCUCAAAUAUCUGUAUAAAUUGCUAGUGUGUGUAGGCAGUCAGUAUCAGUUUCAAGUGAAAACUCAUCGAACUGCUACUCUAACUUACAAUGGCAACAACACCAACAACCAUAAUUGUGUUCACGGAAGAUCCAGUGAAUUUACCGAUAAAUGACCUCUUGUUGGUCAUAAAGGAAUUAUUUCAAUACGGUGUCAGAGAGAUCAAAGCCAGUGGUGACAAAAUAUUUGUCAAAUUGACCUACUCCCCAAGAGCAGCGACGUUAAAGCGGAAAUUCGGCUUGCUGCCUAUCAAAUAUCUUCGAACUAAAUUGGAUAAAGAUGCAGAAUUCCAAUUAGAAGAUAUUAAUAGGCAGCAAGCGAUAAAGGAUCGACCAGGGACAAGUGGUGGUGGUGAUGGUGGUGGAAGUAUGCAGAAGAAGAGAAAAUUGUAUCUAGAGCCACCUGUCCUGCAACAUGUGGAAGAGGAUGAGGAGGAGAAGGAGGAAGAGCAUGAGGAGCAACCCAGGCAGAUGCAUACACACACACACACACACACACAUACACAUACAUACAUACACACAUACACACUGUUUCUAUACAAUACAACUUCAUCCAAUCCGUUCACACCUGGAUCAUUUCUGGCUAACCUUUCAGCAAGCUUAGUGCCAGGACCUCAGUAUCUGUACGUUGGGAUGUGUAAUUCUACAGGAAGAACACUCUCAGAGAUGAAUUGUCUGGAUUUAGUUGAAAUUGCUGCUGCUGUUUUAGCCAUUCAGUUUUUUACCCUAACAACGUGCUACCAGAAUGAACCAGUUGUAGUUGCUGAUCAGAUAUUCAACAUCGAAGACGGAGUUUUUUACCUGUAUGAGUUACAUAAUUAUGGAAGAACAGAAUUAAAGUCGUAUCCAGCAUUCUAUUACUCAGGGAAAAAAAUUCCCAUCGACACAGAAAUUAAAAAUCAAUACAAUCGAACAAUUGGAUAUGUAAUUGGACAAGAUCUGAACUAUUAUCCAGUCACAAUGAAACGAAAAGGUACAAUUAUGUACUGUGGAAAAUACAAUAUAAGGCAGUUGCUUCGACAGGGAUACAUUAUUUUCAAUAGAAAAACAUAUUCUAUCAACAGUUUCAAAAACACAUUCCAUCAUUUCGCAGCUUCAGAUAUAAGUUGUUUUAUAUACGAUUAA
Acanthoscelides obtectus is the source of this 1762-nucleotide messenger RNA. The record is from the annotation of a GenBank genome assembly. Lineage: Eukaryota; Metazoa; Arthropoda; Insecta; Coleoptera; Chrysomelidae.